GCAAGGGUCCGUGGGGUGAGGGAUCAUCUGGCCCUGGACCUCCUCAAAUGGGCAUCUCCAGGCACACAAGCCUGACAAGCAAAUGUACUGGAGGCAAAAGAAAGGCCUUCAGUGACUACUGGGCACUGGAUGGGCCCUAAUGGGUGGGCCAUCACCAGCUGGGGGUGAUGCAAAGUAUCUCCACACCUGGGUGCUGAGGCUGAUGUCAAGACGCUCCCCGAGCUUGGGCUUUUACUGCCCUGGGAGCAACAAAGCGGUGACCAGCCCUCCGAGCGUCCCACGGCUUGAGCAGUGUGGGGAAAGGCUGGCUGGAGCAAAGCAGAAACGGGACCCUGCCUGGACAAGAGCAGACCCCAGGAGCGAUAACUAUUGCAACUAGAACCAUUAUCAAAGACUGAAGGAGGCUGGUCAGCAACCCAGAAGGAGGAAAUACAAACAUGUCUGAGCUUUCCCCAAACAGUGGGUUUCUAGUUCAGCAUCGGUGGCUUCUGAGUGUUUGGAACUGGGACACAACACUCACCCAUUGACAGGUUCAGAACUCCACAGCUACCUUUUGCCUCUGACAGCACCAAGUCUCUCACACGGCUCGGUUUGGAAUGGUUUUCCAUCCACCACCCAGUUUGUGUUGGGGCCUCUUCCCACCCCUUUCAGAAAUGCCUUGGCCUACAAUCCCACCACUUGUCUACUAUGGGCCCUUCCUGAUAAAUGGGGCCAAGGGAGAGCACGGCCAGUGUCCAGGAGAUCCCAGGAGAGCUGGAUGGAAUCGGGAAUAUGGGGGGCCGUCAGAACAUGGCCACAGAAAAUUGGGGGGUGCAGGGACAGGUUGGCCCACACAUGCCCUCCAUGGAACUGGCCCUUCUGGGUGGGGCAGCGGGGGCUUCGGCCGCUCCUCUGUGAGGUCACAGCGGGAUUGUGAGGUCACCGAGCCACCAUAAGUACUGACGGCUCAGCCCGUGCUCCCCAGUGCAGCAGCAGCAGCACUUGCAGCAGCAGCACGAUGCAAGCGAAGGGGGCCAUGGCCCCUGCCCAACGCUUCCUCCUCAUCCUCUUCCUCCUGGUGGCCCUGCACACCAGGGUGGCCUGGGCUGCUCCCUGGCAACCUCGGGGAGCAGGUAAGCGAAUGGCAUUGGCAACCUCCACCCACCUCUGGCUCCCACCUGGUCACCUGAGCCCCUUGCAGUCCCUGCAGGUCCCUAAGGCAGAAAUGGAUCCCAACGUGCAAUGGAAACCUUUCUCAUCUCUGCUUGCUUCUAGAUGAGGGUGAUGGAAAUGGAUAUCCUGCUUAUCCACUGGAUCUUGGAUUGCAUCCCUUAGGGCUUCCUGCAGGUCUUCCAAGAGAGAAGUACCCAGCAGAAGGCGGGGAAGAGUCCCCGGAGCCAUCUGAAGUCCUCAGGGACAUUCUGAAGGAACAGAAGGGAGGAUACGGUGGGUGUAUUUCACUCUGCGGUAGCCGUGGGACUCGGACACCAGAGGUUUUUGCUCCACGCCUGGACGGGCUGUAGCCUGCAGAGCAGGAAGGGAUCCAUCAGAGCGUCACCGCAGCCACGCUGGGUUUCAGCCCUUGCGGGCGCUGCCAAGCCACGAGGAUGGUCUAGGGCCUCUGCGGCCAGUGGUGGCUCCAGCCAGGUGCCUGAUGCAGCCGCUGCCCCACUUUGACCAUGAGGACUCAGAGCUGUUUGCACAGAGGUCGGGAGGCAGAUUUGGGGUCCUGGCACGUGCUGCACUUGUGUCCAGCUGCCCCAGCUCUGCUGGCGCAAUGGGCCAGUUCCAGGGGGGAGCAAGGUCCCAGGCAACUCUGGCUGCCCUUUCCUAGUCCUGCAAGGCAGCUGGAGAUGCUGAUUCGGAAGCUUUUGGGGUUGUGCUCGAUUUCCCGUCUGCAGACCAACAGCUGGGAUGGGAGGAAUUGUUUCUCACCCUCAUGGGUGUCUCGGAGAAGUACUGCCUCCUGAAGGUGCCACCUCCCUGCUGGGGAAGGCUUCCAUCUGACCCAACUGUCCCACUUCCUUUCUCUAGUGAUGGACCAAGAGGCUGUGCAGGAGGUGGUGUUUCCAGAAGGACACAGCAACUCACUGCCAGUCCCGGGUGGAGCAAGAGAGGCCAUGACAGAUGCCGUCAGAGAGGAAAUCCCAGCUGUUCCCAAAACCAAGAGCACGGCAAAGAUCAUCAAUGCCCAAGAUCUGCAAAUGAACUGGAUCAUUGGGACACCAGCAGCCCUGGCUUUCGUGCUCUAUACAACAGUCAUUUGCUCCAUUGUCAUUCUCCAGCGAUGGUUGAAGAAAAUGAGAGACGCCUCUGCAGUUUCAGAAGCCCAGCUGGAAGUUGGCGGCUGCUCUGGCACCACUGAGAGAUGGACCCAACGCCAGCAGACGCCGCUCCCACCUGCAUCACCGGUGGCACGACCGCCCUCCCAGGAGCCCCUGCUCCCCACCAGCCUCUCCCCAGCCAGCCUGGACCAACAGGAGAACCCGUCCAGCCCUGUCCGGCCCCAGACUCCACCAAAAGAGCCCCCAUGCCACACCACCCCACUACAUCAAGAGCCCUUCCCGGCGGCUCAAUCCCCACUCGGCGCUGGGGCUGCCCCUCAAACGUACCCACUGGGACAGUUCCCAUUGGAAGCUCAAGACCCAGCAGCUCCAGCCGAGGGGAUGUGCUCAGGGGGCUCCUCCAGGACACCCCACACCCCACGGGGUGGGCAGCCCGACCACCAGCCUCAGUGCCCUGCCUCUGGCUCUGGCCACCAUCCCAAGGUCACCCCGGAGCUCCUCGGGGACUGCUGCGGCCUCCACUGGUCGCUCCCCAGGCUGGCCCAGCUCCAGAAGAGACUGGCCAGGGGGGUGUCCUGGUUCCUCCCUAGAAGGAAACGAAGAAGCAGGAGGCAGCCACGCUCUAAGGCCUCCCACAGGGCCGUGAAGCGAGAAUCGGGAAAAAAAC
This is a messenger RNA of Calidris pugnax (ruff), 2931 nucleotides long. RefSeq lists its product as uncharacterized. The annotation marks the transcript as partial. NCBI's taxonomy places the organism in Eukaryota, Metazoa, Chordata, Aves, Charadriiformes, Scolopacidae. The transcript has 4 exons. The record is from RefSeq and is a predicted model, not a curated record.